Closterium sp. Naga37s-1 is the source of this 1113-nucleotide messenger RNA. The record is from the annotation of a GenBank genome assembly. Lineage: Eukaryota; Viridiplantae; Streptophyta; Zygnematophyceae; Desmidiales; Closteriaceae.
AUGGAGUCGGGCGCACCUCACACGAACAAUUUUCCUUUCCACUCCGCCUCUUUCCCCAUGCCGCCGGGAGAACCCCCCCGGUCCUUCCGCCACCCGCCCUCGCGCAACGGCAGCGCAGGCGGCGAUAUGAGCUCCGAGCCUCCCCCAUUCUCGGAACACAGCCCGCACCAGCCCCACCUCCCCCACUACGCGACAAACGUGCGCCAGCCGUCGUCGCUUAGAUUCUCCUUUGACAAUAAGUGCGCGCUCGGCGCAAGACAGGAAGACUCGGGGGAGGGGCCCGCGGGGAACGCGGAGACUGCGCGGAGAGUAGGCGGAGGAGUUGACGGGGAGGGGGGUUGGGGGGAGGAUGGGGAAGCUGCGCAAAGGCGGCACAAUAAUAGAGGCGCAUAUCCCGCGCAGGGGUUUGGCGGAAGCUUUGGCGGAAGCGGAGGUCCGCAGCCCGCGGGCCUCUAUCAGGCGCAGUUUUAUGGCGAGUUCCACCAACAGGGGAACCCGCGCAACCAGAACGGGGGGAACUGGCGGGGAGGGGAAGGCGGGUUGGUGCGGGAGGGUCAGGCGGAAGGACAGGCGGAAGGGCAGGCGGAGAACAGUAAGAGUGUUCCUCCGGGGGGUUGGAGCCCAGGUGAACGAGCAGAUUUCGGACCUGUCUCAGGUGAUUACUCAGGUGCUCCAACAGGGUAUGCCAACAGAGAGCCUUCAGAUGCUUAUGAGGGACUGAGACAGAAUUACCCUUUGGAUGGGGCUAGAAGGCGAGUUAACCCUCAGUUUGACCAGGAGAUGGGGGAAGAAGACGACGAAGAAGCAGGGGAGGAGGGUGAAGGAGAAGGAGAAGGAGAAGGAGAAGGAGAAGGAGGACAAGAGGAGAGGGAUGGGGGUGUUGGUGUGGGGGAGGAGAGGGGGGAAGGCGGGCGAACGGGACCAGGGGGAGAGAGGGAGUGGGACGAGGAGACACAUCGGCUACGCAACAGGGAGCGAGAGGAGGAGGAGGAGGAGGAGGAGGAGGAGGAGGCGGAGGAGGAGGAGGAGGAGGAGGAGGAGGAGGAGGAGGAGGAGGAGGAGGAGGAGGAGGAGGAGGAGGAGGAGGAGGAGGAGGAAGAGGAGGAAGGAUAG